GGCUUCGUCUCGCCAGUCUGGUCGUAGAGCUCGAUCAAAUAGCGUGUGGAUUCUCCCGACUGCGCGAAGUUUGUGCAUUUAGAUCGUUGACAAAUUUAGUACAAUACAUUUACAUUGUGAUUGCUUUUUUGUGCUUUCGUUGAUUAUUCAACCGUUACAUUCCGCAUUUAGAAGGAUUCCUAGAUUUCGACCGUGUUGAGUGUGUUUUUGUUCGGUGAUUAGUCCAUAUUUUCCGUGUGUGUGAAUAACGAGAUUCGGUUAUCUGUUCGGUAGAUAGCUAAGCUAAUUGACAACAUGGCAGGCACAGUUUCCAACACCAGCAGCGGCUACCGCACCAGCGAAUCGGACAGCUCGGACAACACCUUGGGUACCCUGGAGGGAGAGGAAGCGUUGGCGAUCAUCCGACGGAAUCUGAAAUCGCGUGCCAUGGAAUGCGAGGGAACGCACUUCGAUUGCAACUGCCCGCAUGUGUUCGUGGUGUUUGGCGCUUCCGGUGACUUGGCCAGGAAGAAGAUCUACCCGACACUGUGGUGGCUGUACCGCGACAAUCUGUUGCCCUGCGUCACCAAGUUCGUCGGCUACGCUCGCAGUAAGCUCUCUGUCAGUGAGCUCCGGGAAAAAUGCCAUCAGUACAUGAAGGUCGAACCAGACCAGCAGGAGAAGUACAACCAGUUUUGGGCCCUGAAUUUCUACUUCCCCGGUAACUACGACAGCCGGCGGGACUUUGAGCUGCUGAAUCAGGAGAUCAGCAAAUUCGAGACCGGUAAAAUGGCCAACCGGCUGUUUUAUCUGGCUCUGCCACCGUCGGUGUUUGAAACUGUUACCGUGCACAUCCGUGAGACUUGUAUGGGGCUGAAGGGGUGGAAUCGGAUCAUUGUGGAGAAGCCUUUCGGACGGGAUGCCGAAAGCUCGAAUGCCCUGAGUGCCCAUCUGGCCAAACUGUUCAGCGAAGAGCAGUUGUACCGUAUUGAUCACUACCUGGGAAAGGAGAUGGUUCAAAAUUUGAUGACAAUUCGAUUCAGUAAUCAGAUUUUCAGCCCCACGUGGAACCGCAACAACGUGGCUUCGGUGUUGAUCACCUUUAAAGAACCAUUCGGAACGCAAGGACGUGGGGGUUAUUUCGACGAUUUCGGAAUCAUUCGUGACGUCAUGCAGAACCAUCUGCUGCAGAUCCUCUCGUUGGUAGCCAUGGAGAAGCCGGCCACUUGCCAUCCGGAUGACAUCCGUAACGAGAAGGUAAAAGUUCUGAAGAGCAUCAGUCAGUUGACGAUUGAUGACGUAGUGUUGGGACAGUACGUGGCCAAUCCUAACGGUGUGGAUGAAGACUCCCGAAUGGGAUACCUGGAUGACCCGACGGUUCCGAAAGGCUCGGUAACCCCAACAUUUGCCCUGGCGGUACUUAAAAUCAAUAACGAACGGUGGGAGGGAGUUCCGUUUAUCCUUAGAUGUGGUAAGGCCCUGAACGAACGCAAGGCUGAAGUCCGAGUUCAGUAUCAGGAUGUCCCCGGGGAUAUCUUCGACGGAAAACCGAAGCGUAACGAGCUGGUUAUCCGGGUGCAACCCGGAGAAGCACUGUACGUCAAAAUGAUGACCAAAUCCCCGGGAAUCACGUUCGACAUGGAGGAAACAGAACUUGACCUAACCUAUGGACACCGAUACAAGGACGUCAAGCUGCCGGACGCCUACGAACGGUUGAUCCUGGAUGUGUUCUGCGGAUCGCAGAUGCACUUCGUCCGAGCGGAUGAACUGAGCGAAGCCUGGCGAAUUUUCACUCCCCUCCUACACUACAUCGAACGGGAGCGGCCGGAACCGAUCAAGUAUGUGCACGGUGCCCGUGGACCCAAGGAAGCGGACAAGAAGUGCGACGAGAACAAUUUCAAAUACUAUGGAUCGUACAAGUGGCACAAGAAACAGUGAAUCACACUAAGGUUAUGGAAGAACUUCAUAUUCUGUUAGCGAUAUUUGUUGAAUGUUUUAAUCAUCUAUUACUUUUUCCCUGUACUUUUGGAACUUUCAUGUAUUUAUUUACUUCAUUCGAUUUCAUACUAGUUAGAAGGUACGACCAUAAAGAGGAGAUUAGAAGGUUCAUCGUAACAUUUAGUACGUUUAGCCUUAGUUACGUUUUGUACUGAUUGAAGCAACGAGCGAAGGCAUUUUUGAUCAUAUUUUUUUUAUACAAAAUUGACCAAAAUUCCCAAAUAAAAACAUUCCCGGACCAAUGUUUUAA
Molecule: messenger RNA, 2227 nt
Organism: Aedes albopictus (Asian tiger mosquito)
Lineage: Eukaryota; Metazoa; Arthropoda; Insecta; Diptera; Culicidae
Gene: Zw
Product: glucose-6-phosphate 1-dehydrogenase
Exons: 4
Coding region: 295-1917 (540 amino acids)
Biological process (GO): pentose-phosphate shunt, oxidative branch; glucose metabolic process
Cellular component (GO): cytosol
Molecular function (GO): NADP binding; glucose-6-phosphate dehydrogenase activity
Source: RefSeq, a predicted model, not a curated record